This is a messenger RNA of Xenopus tropicalis (tropical clawed frog), 2662 nucleotides long. It is a transcript of the gene pkn2l.4, whose product is annotated as protein kinase N2 like gene 4. Bases 127 to 1521 code for a protein of 464 amino acids. NCBI's taxonomy places the organism in Eukaryota, Metazoa, Chordata, Amphibia, Anura, Pipidae. The transcript is spliced from 15 exons. Gene Ontology annotation, molecular function: ATP binding; kinase activity; protein kinase activity. The record is from RefSeq and is a predicted model, not a curated record.
AAAUAUUUUAGUUAUGAGUGAAAAAUUCUAUACUAAUUGAUUAUAUCCCUCGGCUUCUUUUUUACAGAUACUUUACAGUAUCCAAAUCCAGAAUGUCCUCAAAGUGUUUCUCCUGCAGAGGUUUUUAUGCAGGACGAGGAAAUGGUAGUUGAAGAUUUCGAGACCCAAGAUAAAAAUGAUGAGAAGGAAAUUGCUGAUUCAGAAGAUGAUAGGUCCAGUCUUCUGGAUUGUUCUUCUGAGUCCAGCGGAGACAGCAUUUCCAGUGGUUCAAGUGAAAUGGAACCACCUAUGAUAAGUGUUACAGUGAGACCAAAAUUACCACGAGUGGAAGAAAAUGAGAAACCACCAGAUUCUCCAGAGCCACUAGAUAGCUCAGAAAGAUCACUUGACUCUUCACCAAGAUCUUAUUAUUUGGAAGCAUCACAUGAGUACAAGAGUCAAGGGGAGGACUCCAGUGGUUUGGAUGAUGUACGGACUGAAAGGCAAAGAACAAAGUUCUACAUAAAUAGAAUCGAGAAAUCCUCAGAUUCUUCAGAGCGAGCACAUUGCCUUGAAAUGGCAUUACCAGCAAUACAUCAAAGUGAGUCGGCCAGAAGAACUCCUUCCAUAUCUAGGUCAAAAAGAGAAGACUAUGACCUUCUUAGUUUGCUAGGAGAAGGAUCUUUUGGAAAGGUGUUUCUGGCAGAGCACAAACAUUCAAAGAAGAAAUUUGCGAUUAAGGCAAUUCCAAAGAAUAUAUAUAAUAAACAUGCCACUGAAAAAAUUGAGACAGAAAAGAAGAUAUUGCAAUUGGUAAAGAAGGAAAAAGCUCCAUUUCUGAUUGGCUUAGACACUUCCUUUGUGACAAAAUACAAUGAGUGUUUGGUUAUGGAAUAUGCCCCAGGAGGUGACCUAUCUUCUAUCAUGGACAAGUAUGACCUGCCACUGAAAUGCAGCAUAUUUUAUGCAGCCUGCAUUGUGCAAGGACUGAAAUUUCUGCAUGAAAACAACAUUGUCCAUAGGGAUUUAAAGCCUGAAAACAUUUUGCUGGAUAAGAGAGGAUAUCCGAGAAUUACAGACUAUGGACUUAGCAAAACUGGAAUAGGUUUUGGGCGUCGAAUUUAUGGCCGAUGCGGCACUCGUGUCUAUAUGGCCCCUGAAAUAUUCACAGAACUUUACUAUACCAGAUCGGUGGACUGGUGGGCCUUAGGUGUCAUCAUUUAUGAGAUGAUACUUGGAGAGUUGCCAUUUGAUGGAGACGAUGAUCAUGAGAUUCGUAUAAAUAUUACCUGUGAAAGGCCAAACUAUCCACUUACCCUGCCUGCGCAUGUCCGUGAUAUACUACAAGGACUGCUGAAUAAAAAUCCCGCACUGCGCCUGGGAUCGACUGUAGAAGGAGCGCACGCGGUUAUGGAACGACCAUUCUUCUUUGGAAUGAAAUGGGAGGCUUUAAGGAGGAAAGAAAUCAAGCCUAUGUUUAUUAUGAAUAACACUGGAACAGUUCCUUUGACUGAAACUGAACUUAGCGACUGGGAAUUAUAAUUAUUUAUAUUCCCAGUGGUAUAAACAUCGUGGACCCCUGUAGACCUACAGAGCUAAGCUGCCUGCAUAGGGUGGAGGGCGGGGGGGCCCUAGAGCAAAUCAUGCCCAGGGCCCCGCAGGCCUCUGUUACUGCCACAGAAGUCAAGUCUACGGGUGCCUGAGGAAUAAAGUCUCGUCUGUUCCUCUGCUCAAAGAAGAUUUCUGGUUGAAACGAUGAGAAGCUGAACACUAUGAAAGGUAAGUGAUCCAACUUGAAUCCAUUAAUAACUCUACACACAUUUCAUUACAAAAAAACCCAUCUUAAGUUGAUCUCUGCAUAUACUGAUCCCUUCACAUACUUUAUCAAUACAUUUUAUAAUAUAUGACUGCUUAAUUAUAUAUAAAAACUUUAUUUAAUAUAGUCCAUGAUUAAUAUAUGAUCAAUUAUCUGGUAGGAAUGUGGGAAAACUUAAAAGUUUCCUCCAGGAAAAGCUAUUUGUCCUUUCAUCCAGUAUAUCUGCCUCUGGAAACCUACAGAUAUCUGAUUAUGACAUAAUAAUAAUAUAUUUAUUUCUUUAGUAAGCUAUUUUGGCAUUUCCAAUGCACUCCAACUGUGUUUUACAGAUUUUCUUUUUAAUCAUAAUAGAUCCCAAUACAUCAAUCGUCUCGGACCAGUAGAGCGACCUGCAGCACUCUCACUGUUUCCCAGACCAGUCCGUCCGUCAGAGAUCUCCAUGUGAAGAUCCACUUGAUCCAGCUGCACUGAAUACAGUUUGUGUAUUAAAAAGAGGGUCACAUCACGUAUGCAACAUUUAGGGCAAAGCACUGUGUAUCCCUUUAAAUGUAAUUUACUGGGUUAGUUACAUUGUUGAAGGCUUGAUAAAGGGCAUGUGCUUUGCCUAUUCGAUGUGAUCCUUUUUAAAUACAUUUUUUGCACUCAAUCCGCGUGCUGCGUUUGCUUUGAAUAUAUCUACGACUGGAGAACAGGACGGCAUCCAGAAAUUACUGAGCACCGGAGCUUUUCAGUGUUGGAAGAGUGCGGAGACGUUUCUGUAUCAGGAUUUGUACAUAUAUGUAUAUAUGAUCCUUGAUAAAGGUCCUAAUGUGGGCCGAAAUAUUGUGUGAUAUGUGAAAUAAAGACAUUUAGUUGUUUUUAUACUUA